GGGGUAAUUUACACAGAGUGCUCAGUGACUCAAGACUGGUAGAGCUUGGCGUGAAAGCAGGGAAAGCCAGCGACGCGGGGCGAGCGGUCCGACUGCUGCAGCAACGGGAGGGAGAUACAGCGCCAGCGACCGAGGACGCGGAGCGAGCGGUCCGACGGCUGCAGCAACGGAAGCCCAGAUUACGCGUCUGCGAAGAAUUAGAGGCGGCGAGGCAGGCCAGUGCCAUUUACCAGUCACAAGGGAGCGGCGGGCAGAGUUGAGAGCUCUGCCCACCCGGGGUAAGUCUUUUUGACUUGUCCCCUUUUAAUGAACGCUAGCUCCCUAAAAGAGUAGUGACUGCUGCUGCCUUUCCUUUUUUAGCGCAUCGGGGCGCAGAACGCAGAGAGGAAGGCGAGGACGCCGCCGGGUUCCCUCCCUGUAUUGCUUCACCGGGGUGUCUUAGUGACUCUUAUACCGUAGCGGACGCCACUGGACUUUUAACGUUGUUUUAUUGAUUUUUAAUGUUGUCCCCUGGCCAGGGCUGUUUUAAUCUAUUUUAUGUUUUUUAACUGUUUACAUGUAAUAAAUUAUAUUUUAUCCUUACAGUUUUAAAAUUUGUGUGCAUUCCCUUGGCUGCCCCACUGCUCUGUCCGUUUUUAGGAGGGUUUCUCUCUUUUUUAACAUCUGUGCUUAAAUCACCUUCCCUCCCUCCGUUACACAAACAUGAUCGAAAACAACGGCUCAUCAUUGCGGUAUUCUUAAUUUAGGCUAUCUUCUUCAUGAACUACAGACACGGAAACACAAAGGCAUUUUAUGGCACUCCUGUCAAGUAGUUUUCCGCUAUAGGUGCCUUAACCAGUCACUGAGACAGACUGCGAUUUCCUGCCAUCUCUAAAACUACAGGGGGGUCGGCGACUCACAGGAAGGUCACGUUCAAACGAAUCUUUAAAGAAUGCGUAACAUCUCACCGGCCACAGCACAGGAGCUGAACAAACUACAAGAAUCAACUCCACUGGACUGCUAAACCUACAGAGGGGCCACCUUUGCAGGCUGCACAAGAAAUUUGGGAUAAACAAGCUACUUUAAAGUACGAUCAUGAACCACUAUGCACUACUACUAAUUGCUACCCCAGUACACUCCUACAGAAAUGUAGCCACGAUUAUAAAAGUACAAGCAUGUCUGUCAAGCAGAAGAGAUCCUUUUUCUUCUUCUUCCCUUGGGUGCAGACAUGGAUCAAGGAUUUCACUAGACACUAGGAAAGUUGACGCAGAGUGCAGAUUAUACACAACAAAUGUACUUUUUAUUUGCUUUUUUUAAAUGUUUUUUGCAGGGUCAUGCUUUUAAAACUACAGUUUAUGAAAUAUCUCUUUUUAGGCGCGAGGGAUACUUCCCCUGUGGUUGUUUACGCAACUUUUGUGCUCAGCAAGUCCAGUGUUCAGUCACCUUCUUUAAAAGUCUUUAUGGGCACAGCAUGCAAUUAAUCUUGAAUUUAAUAUUUAACAACCAUGUGUUUAAACACUUUGAGGGAAAAUGUGUUUGACUACAGUUUGUUUUUCUUCUGCGAGUAAAAUAUCUUCAUCAGCUGACUUUUAGAACAAUUUUGACCCAAUUAAAAAUCUUGUGCACUGGAUUCUUGACUUCUCAACAAACACGACUCAAAGAUAAAAGAUAAAUAAAAUUCUGUACCAUCAGGUUUUUAACCUGGGAUGUUCUCACCCUUAUUAAUGAUCCUGUAUACAAGGAUGUGUCAAAGCAGGCAUAAAAACAUUGUUAGUCUGUGCCGGGACAAUGAGGGCAACCACAGUGUAGUCUUUGAUGAUUCUGCUAAAUGGUCUGAGGAGUCCUAGCUUCAAUAGUUUUUUCCUUAGUUUUGUUCCACUGGAAGGAUGAAAUGCCACUCCUUUGCAUUUGGUGUUUUGAUGAUGGUGGAGAACAGGGUCUACCACGUUGGUCCAAAAUUUACCAAAGAUGUUGCAGCACAAAAACUCAAACUUUGAUUCCAUGCAGGUUGCCAGCAUUACCUGUAGUUUUCAUGCAAGGUCACAACUUGUUUGCAAUAACUUGCAGGCGGCAAGUGAACCGGAAAGUGCAGCACAGAAAAAAAGGUGACAGACUGUAACAUCUUACCACAGCAACCAACACAUUUUAGAAAGGGUCCCUUUCAGUUUUCAUUAUCAUUUGGUAAGCAGCUGGUGAACCUUUAUACUAGCAGCAGAAGUUUCCAGGCGGUUGCCAAUGGUCUGUAGGCCUGCGUGACUGAGGCAUGAGAUAAACAAACAAAACCGUGAUGCAUGUUCAUAUGAAUGAUUAAUUGCAUGGGUGCAAAGUCCUGCAGAUUCCUAGGCAAAAGGAUGCAGGACCCAGGUGUGGUGCUGGUAUCUUUGAUCUUAAACAUUUAAGAGUUCCAAAUAUGCAAGAUGUUUUUUAAAAAAAAGAUUGGUUUCUCAUGCUGAUGCUGUUCUCCAGGUAAUAGUUAUAGCAAAGCUUAGGAAUAAUGUCAGAGUUGCAAGUUACGCCAAACCCACAGCCGCCUUUUUGUCUUUUCUCAGGUUAUUUCUCAGUGUUGUCUGGUAAAGUUGAAGCACUGUCAACUAUGAGGUAUUAAAAAACACACUGUUUACUGUUUGUGUCAUCUUUGCCAGUUCAGUAACACUUCUGCCCAGUUUUUAAACUUAAAAUUGAAAUUCAGUCUCAGUAUUUAUGGUUAAACUUUGAACCUUCCACCUGCAGAUGCUUCCAGAACACAAAGUGCACGCUGAAAUGUUUGCUUUGGGUUCCGGCUGCACUCUGUGCUCUCUACUUCACAUGUUCAUCCAUGAAGUGAGUAUCUUUAAAAAAAGAAACACACAAAAAAACCUCAGCUGCCAGUUUAAUUCGACAUUCCUGAAAUGGCAUUCCUGCAACACAACUACAUGGAUCCAACAGGCACGAUCGUUUUGGAGAUGUAGAUUUCGUUGCUUUUGAAAUAUGUGGCUGACUUAUCUUGUGUCCACUCUGUUUGAAUCACUGUUGUAAGUAUUUUCAUAGGUUUCCAACCCAUGGAAAAAUGCACACUGGAAAAAGGAAAGCUGCCAACCCUGGACAACAGCGUUGAUGUCAGCCUCGACUUUUGGUCUCGAACUGACGUUCAAACAUGCACAACUUGGAAAGCUCCUAUUAUCUGGGAGGGGAUGUUUGACCCUAAAAUUUACGACCAGAACCACAAGAAGGAAGGAUCCUCUGUUGCUCUAACAGUGUUUGCUGUGGGAAGGUACUUGGACGAAUACCUCGAGACCUUUCUGAACUCCUCAGAACACCACUUUAUGGUGGGUUUGCCUGUGUCCUACUACGUAUUUACAGACAUGCCAGAGAAGGUCCCGCACAUCGAUCUCGGUCCUCAGCGAACCUUGACAGUGAUCAAAGUGCAACGGCACUCAAGAUGGCAGGACAUUUCGAUGAUGCGAAUGAAGGCGAUAUCAGAUGUCAUAGAGUCUGAUAUUCGCCACCACUCCACGCAUGUCUUCUGCUUCGAUGUAGAUCAGGUGUUCACUGGGAGAUUUGGCUCAGAGGCUCUGGGAGACUCUGUGGCUCUGCUCCAUGCCUACUACUACCACCUUCCAAAGAGUUACUAUACUUAUGACCGAAACCCGAAAUCCAAGGCUUACAUGGAAACCGGGGAUUUCUACUAUCACGCUGCUGUCUUUGGAGGUUCAUGGAAAAGCGUAAAAUCUCUGGCUGAGGCCUGCUACCAAAACAUCAUGGAGGAUAAACAAAAUAACGUGGAGGCUUUGUGGCACGAUGAAAGCCACCUAAAUAAAUACCUGUGGCUGCACAAACCCAGUAGGGUGCUUUCUCCAGAGUACUGCUGGGAUACCCAAAUCGGCUACAGGAGUGACAUUCAAGUCACUCGACUGCUAUGGGCACCAAAACAAUAUGAUAAACUGCGCACACCUUAGUAUUUCUUGGAAUUACACACAAAACCAUGCAAAUUCAGCAACUCUAAUAACAUGAAAACUAUAUGAAAACACAUUUUUCUACGUACUCCCAAAUAUGCAAAAGUCGGCAACCACUUCAAAUAAUGGUAUGAAAACAAUAUGGCAAAGGAAAAUUUUCCUAGUUACUCAUGCUUCCUCUUUGAGUUCAUUUACACUCAACUCCAAAAUGCAGGAUAAGUUUGCUUACAAGAACUCAGAUAAACGUCUAUGCAACAUUGUCUUCAUUUUCUAAAACUACAUGCGCUGAUGAAAGGUCAAACAAGCAAACCAAACUGCAUAUAAUAUACGAUUUCAGCUCUUCUUUAUCUCAUUUCUUCAGCUUCACUUCUUGUUUUGUGGGGUUUUUUUUGUACUGAUGUCACGUUCACAUUAUGUGGUAAAAUGCAUUUCUGGUUUCCAAGUAUUAAGCGCAGGUGGCUGAUCUGUUGAAAAUUUAACCCUGUAUUUGAAUUUCAUAUAAAGUUAUUUUGCAUUCCUGGAAUUAAGAUCAUCUGCAGCUCAUUAUUCUUGGGGAUAAGCCUGUGAUCUGAAUAUUAGAGUUAUAAUUUUUAAACAUCAUUUAUAACACAUGAACUUUGAACCAAAGGUUUAGUGUUCAUUGUCAGCUCGUGCUGUUUUUACAAGUGUGCUAUUAAUUGGUGUAAUGUUGAAAAAUGACUGAACUGUUUUGUAUAUUUAUAUUGUUGUGGUAUAACGAAUGUUGGUGAGUACAACUGCAAGUUAUUUUGUACUGAUAUCAAUAAAAUGACAUCUGGGGCAUUA
Oreochromis aureus is the source of this 4715-nucleotide messenger RNA. RefSeq names its product alpha-1,3-galactosyltransferase 2-like. Gene Ontology annotation, biological process: carbohydrate metabolic process. Bases 3018 to 3914 code for a protein of 298 amino acids. The transcript is spliced from 5 exons. Lineage: Eukaryota; Metazoa; Chordata; Actinopteri; Cichliformes; Cichlidae. The record is from RefSeq and is a predicted model, not a curated record. Gene Ontology annotation, molecular function: hexosyltransferase activity. Gene Ontology annotation, cellular component: Golgi apparatus; membrane; vesicle.